UUGUCUGAAAAAAUAUCUUCGCCACGUGUCACAUAUAUUUGGUAAGGAUCUCAGUUAUGAGUCCCCCGAGAGAGUGAGAGCUCUCUCUGAGCUUCUGUGGCCAUGCCAUGGCUUCCCAAUCGCUAUGUGGAUGGUCAAGUUCCUCUCCAACCUCUUCUACUGUGAACCCUUCUUCUUCUUCUUCGUUGUGCAGACCGUUUAUCUUCUUUGCCUUUCACCCAACUCCGUCUAAACGACAUCGUUUCAGUUUCAGAGCUUCCUUUUUACGGGAUUCUUCUUCAUCGACCCGGGCUGCUACUUUCAAACAGGGUGGAAGGAAGUCUUUACGAUUCGAUUGCCCGUGCUCGAGCUCGAAAUCGGACGUGAAUUCGGUAAAUCGAUCCGCAAAACAAACGAAACCAAGCCUGAGUUUCAAGACCUUGUCUGCGAAGCGAUCUCUCUGGAGGAGGAUAUUUUUUGCGUCCAAAAAAGUUAGGAGCAUCAUUUUGCUCAAUGUCGUCACUCUUGUUUAUGCCAGCAGCAUCCCAGUUGUGAAAGAGGUUGAAGCAAUAGUUGAUCCAGCAUCAUUCACUGUUGUACGAUUUGCUUUGUCUGCCAUCCCAUUCAUCCCAUUUGUACUGCGAUCAGUAUCACAAAAGGACGUUGAUACCCGCAAUUCUGGAGUUGAGUUGGGUUUUUGGGUCAGUCUAGGAUAUCUGAUGCAGGCAGUAGGGUUGCUUACAUCUGAUGCUGGUCGUGCAUCCUUUCUAUCAAUGCUCACAGUAAUCGUGGUUCCAUUGCUUGAUGGUAUGCUAGGAGCAGUAGUUCCUGCCCGUACUUGGUUUGCAGCUUUCAUGGCUAUCAUAGGAGUUGCAAUGCUGGAAUCCAGUGGAUCUCCCCCUUGUGUUGGAGAUCUUUUGAACUUCUUAAGUGCGCUGUUUUUUGGUGUGCAUAUGAUAAGAACAGAACAUAUAGCACGAAGCACCAAAAAGGACAAAUUCUUAGCUCUCCUUGGAUACCAGGUAUGUGUUGUGUCCAUCCUGUCAACAACAUUUUAUCUUGUUGGAGGUUGGUCAGGGGGCUUACAAGAGUAUGAUCCAUCAUUAUGGUCUUGGACAAACUUUUGGAAUUGGAUGGUUGCCUUCCCUUGGAUACCUGCGAUAUACACUGGCCUUUUCUCAUCUGGGUUAUGCUUAUGGGGAGAGAUGGCUGCAAUGCGUGAUGUGUCAGCUACAGAAACUGCAAUUAUUUAUGCCUUAGAGCCAGUCUGGGGUGGAGGUUUUGCAUGGUUUCUCCUUGGCGAAAGGUGGGGUACUGCAGGUUGGGUUGGUGCUGCUCUUGUUCUAGGUGGAAGCUUAUCUGUGCAAAUAUUAGGGUCCUUUUCUUCUUCUUCUUCUAAAUCUGGUGAAGAUGAGAAACUUGACAUGGCACAGCACUCAGACAAGCGUAAAGGACUUUCUGCUUCUCCAAUUAUUGUCAGUUCCAGGAAGAAUGUUUCUGAUUUGUUAAAGUAGGUUAAUUCAUCUCAAAUCUUAUUGUAAUUUUAUAUAUAGAGUUAUUAGUACAUCUGUGUUUAUCUUGUAUAUAGUUGCUGGAGGCAUCACAAGUUUUCAGCCUUACAUUUAUACUUAAAAUACAUAAGCACAACUAGGUUGUAUAAGAGUGAAAAACUGAGAAGAGGUUAGGUAUAUAACAACAACAAUUGUAUGUCGUACUAAAUUUAAGCUCGUAUUAAGUGGAAUAAAUAGAUUAUGUUUGUAGCU
This is a messenger RNA of Cannabis sativa, 1742 nucleotides long. RefSeq lists its product as uncharacterized. Bases 108 to 1493 code for a protein of 461 amino acids. The record is from RefSeq and is a predicted model, not a curated record. The transcript has 7 exons. Gene Ontology annotation, cellular component: membrane. NCBI's taxonomy places the organism in Eukaryota, Viridiplantae, Streptophyta, Magnoliopsida, Rosales, Cannabaceae.